ACAUAUUCUGUCAAGUCUAAUCAGUUAAAAUUCAAAUUAUUUAAAAUUGUGCCGCGGAAGAAACAGAGAGGCCAAUACACUAUCAAUCGACAGUUUCCCUAUAUCUGCGAUUGAGCGACCCAAUUUGACUGCAUCAAUGGAUAAUUCAAACGAUGAAUUCGAACCCCUCUUUGAUUAUACUCGCGUGCAGCCUGCGCCGGUCAUCUGUCUCGGUGAUGACCUAGACGGAACACCUGAUUUUGCCUCUAAGAAACGGAGAAUCUCUGAUACUACGGAUGAGAAAAAACAAGAUGUGAACUCGAAAGAUGUGAAGGUGAUAGAUUGUGAUGGUAAAGAAGAAGAAGAAGAAGAAGAUUGGUUGCCUCCGCCUCCAAAGAAUCUAGAUACUAAUUCUAAAAGUAUUGGCGAGGACUCAACUUUGAAGGCCCUCAGUUGCUACUCUGCUACAACUGUCACUACCCUGCAUCUGCUACUUCUGCUACAGUUGCAACAACUGCCCUACAGUUUCUGCUACAGUUGCAACAACUGCCCUACAGCUGCUACUCUGCUACAACUGAUACUACUAUCCUGCAUCUGCUACAGUUGCAACUACUAUCCAGCUGCUACUCUGUUACAGCUGACACUAACUACCAUGCAUCUGCUACUCUACUGCAGUUGCUACUACUGCUCUGCAUCUGCUACUACUGCUGCUACAACUGCCCUAUAGCUGCUGCUACAACUUAUGCAACAGCUGCAACUACUACUGCCCUAUAGUUUCGGCUACUACUAUUGCUGCCGAUGUUUGAGGAAAAACAUUUUUGAGAACUUUGUACCAAGCUGGACACAAUAUAGAUGUUCCCGCUUGAGGAGGAGUGUUAAGAAUAUUAGUAUUCUGUCCCACAUCGGUGAUGUGACAUAGCCUAGCUUAGUCUCUUGUACUAUAUAUAUGUGGCCUGUGUUGAGUAAUAAUAUACACCAAAUACACUACUACUUUCUCUACUAUGUCUAUUUACUUUUCUGCUUAUAUCUAUAUUUUACUGUUCUACAAUAGGUACUUUAGCAAGUAUGCCAUGUGACCAAUUGAUCGAUUUCUGUUUCUUUGAAGUCUUCUUAUUAAUAAUUUUUCUACUUGCUAU
This is a messenger RNA of Salvia splendens (bonfire salvia), 1115 nucleotides long. RefSeq lists its product as uncharacterized. Lineage: Eukaryota; Viridiplantae; Streptophyta; Magnoliopsida; Lamiales; Lamiaceae. The record is from RefSeq and is a predicted model, not a curated record. The transcript is spliced from 5 exons. The coding region runs from base 137 to 706 and encodes 189 amino acids.